AAUAAUUUCAGUCAAAUCGGCGACAUUUCAACGCCGCCUCCCAAACAGACCCAUACCUGUUUUCGUCCCCAAAAUCCCCGAAAAUUCAUUCUCCUCUCCUGCUACAUUUUCGCUGAAGGAUUUUGAAGUUGAUUGAUUUUAAUGGAGGGUGUUGGAGGGGAUGGUUCCUCAGCAGCAGCUGCAGCACUGAACCAACGUAGACAUGAAGUGUCAAAGCUUUUCCAGUACUAUUUAGAUAAAUCUACCCCACAUGCUCUAUAUCGGUGGAUUGGUACUGCCAUUUUAUUAUUUGUUUUCGCCCUGCGGAUCUACUAUGCUCAAGGGUUUUACAUUAUUGUGUAUGGACUGGGGAUCUAUAUCCUGAAUUUGCUCAUUGGCUUUUUGUCCCCUCUUGUUGACCCUGAGCUUGAACCUUCGGAUGGACCUAUGUUGCCCACUAAGGGUUCAGAUGAAUUCAAACCUUUCAUUCGCCGCCUCCCAGAGUUUAAAUUCUGGUAUGCCAUCACCAAGGCCUUCUGUGUAGCAUUGUUUAUGACCUUCUUUUCGGCUUUUGAUGUCCCCGUCUUUUGGCCCAUAUUGUUGUGCUAUUGGAUUGUUCUUUUUGUACUUACAAUGAAGCGGCAAAUUAUGCAUAUGAUCAAGUACAGAUACAUCCCAUUCAGUAUUGGAAAGCAGAAGUACAGUGGGAAAAAAGCUUCUGCUAGCACCAGCAGCUCCCGAGCAGACUGAAGUUCUCCUGGUUAAACUAAAUUGAAUGCAGAGAAAUUUAGUUGAUGGGAGUCAUAGGAGGGGGCCGAACGAGAAAUCAGCAGUUGCUUUGCAGAUUUUAGUUAAUGAGAUUUGUAUUUAUGUUUCAAGUUUAGAAUGGACCUGAAUACAGAGUUAGAAGAAUUAUAGUUCAAUUGUGCGCCGUUAGUUGAUUAUGUUUGUUCAUUAACGUUAAUCUUGUGUAGUAAAUGAUUCUUUUGUGGGACCACUAAUUAGUGAUACAUGUUCUCUGCCUUAAAGCGGGAAUUUGUUCUGUGUUUGGCAACAUAUGAGAGAUAAAGUAAAGGCACAGUUCUUGUC
Molecule: messenger RNA, 1068 nt
Organism: Olea europaea var. sylvestris
Lineage: Eukaryota; Viridiplantae; Streptophyta; Magnoliopsida; Lamiales; Oleaceae
Product: protein RER1B-like
Exons: 4
Coding region: 142-729 (195 amino acids)
Biological process (GO): protein retention in ER lumen; retrograde vesicle-mediated transport, Golgi to endoplasmic reticulum
Cellular component (GO): Golgi membrane
Source: RefSeq, a predicted model, not a curated record